Strongyloides ratti is the source of this 3639-nucleotide messenger RNA. RefSeq names its product Reverse transcriptase domain and Integrase,catalytic core domain and Ribonuclease H-like domain-containing protein. The coding region runs from base 1 to 3639 and encodes 1212 amino acids. Gene Ontology annotation, biological process: DNA integration. Gene Ontology annotation, molecular function: nucleic acid binding. NCBI's taxonomy places the organism in Eukaryota, Metazoa, Nematoda, Chromadorea, Rhabditida, Strongyloididae. The transcript has 2 exons. The record is from RefSeq and is a predicted model, not a curated record.
AUGUCUUUAUAUAUUAUAUCGUUUAAGUAUGGUAUUAUAAUCUUGCUAUACAUUACUUUUAUUUUAUGUCAAGAUAAAAUACUUUUUAAAAGUAUUUCAAUGUUAGAAAAUCCAUUUGAAAAAUUUCCAAUAAAAUACAAUGUUUCAUCAGAUAAAUCAGACAUAGUUUUGGUAAAAUGCCCAAAUAAUGAAUACAAACACAAUGAAACUGAUGAUACAUUUGAAUCAGAACAAAAAAUUAAUUUAAUGUCAAGUAAUGCAGUAUUUAAAACUUUAAAAACUGAAUGGUUUGCUAUUUCAAAUAAUUAUUUAAGCUUGAACAAAACACCUUUUUCUUGUGGUGUAAUUAAACUUAAAAAGUUUCCUCAACUAUCUAUUUCUUGGAAUGCAUUUGUAACUUGGCCAAAAAUUUUAAAUCCACCAAACAAUAGUAGUAUUUUAGAUAUAAGAAAAAAAAUAAAUGAUGAAUGGUAUAAUAAAAGUGAAAUUUUUGUAAAAAAAAUAAAUGGAACAAUGUUAAAUUUUAAAAUAAAUAAAGAAAUUGAAUUUAUGAUUCUUAAUAUUAGUGAAGUUGUGGAGAAUAGUAGAGUUUUGGAGGUUGAUAAGAACAUAAGUUCUAAGAAUCAGGAGUAUUCAAAUGAUGAAAUAUUAUCAAUGUUGAUGGAUAAAAAUCCAGAUGUUAUGGAAGCAAUAUCUUUUGGUAAAAAUGAUAUUGGAAAGUUUAAAGAAAAUGUUGAAGAAUUUGAGAUUGAUUGGAAGAAGGCAAGUACAGAAUUUAUACCAUAUAAAUUCCCAGAAAAACUUAGAGAUGAAGCUGAAAAAUUGAUACAGGAAUUAUUGGAAACGAAGACGAUAAUUCAAGGUCCAGCAAAGUUGUUACAUAAUGUCAUAUGUGUUCGAAAAAGGAAUGGAGAAUUGAGAGCUUGUGUUGAUAUGAGAUAUAGCAAUAAGUACAUGGAUAAAUGCCAAUUUCCUAUACCUCAUUUGGAGCAAUUUUUAUAUAAAACAAGAGGAUUUAAGUAUUAUUCAGUUUUAGAUUUACCUUCAGCAUAUCAUCAGUUUUACUUGGCCGAGAAUCAAAGAAAUUUAUUGGGGAUAUUUUUCAGAGGAAAAACGUAUGCUUAUCAAACACUUCCUCAGGGGUGUAAAAAUAGUCCUAUGUUUAUGCAAAUGAAGUUAAGUUCUUUGUUGGAUGAGGAUAUUAUUGCGUGGUAUUAUGAUGAUGGUAUCAUAUGUUCAAAUAAUUUUGAAGAACAUUUGGAGAAGUUAAGUAUAGUGUUAAAGAAAAUGGUUAGUGUUGGUCUAAAGAUUUCUCAUUCGAAAUCUAUUUUUUGUGCUAAGUCAGUUGAUUUUUUGGGAAAUCAUUUAGCAGAAGGUUUGGUUAUUACAGAUGGGGCAAAAAGAACUAUUAAUUCAAUUAAAGAACCAAAGACAGUUAGUGAUGUUAGAGCUUUAUUAGGUAACUUAGGAUUUUAUUCUAAAUAUGUUCCAAAUUAUGCGAAAAUUUUAUAUCCAGUUACACAGUUGCUUAAGAAAGAUGUUAGUUUUAAUUGGAACACAGAUUGUGUUGAAGCUUUAAAGAAAAUUAAGAAGUUAGUAUGUAGUGAUGUGGUUUUAUCAAGAAUACAAUUGAAUUUACCUCUAAUUAUACAAUCAGAUGCUUGUGAGAGAGGUUAUGGAGUUGCAGUUUUUCAGGAAAGUUCAGAAGGAAUAAGAAAACCAGUUUUGUUUUGGAGUAUGAAACGUCCACAUGCAAUUAAGUAUAGAAAUAGUGUUUAUUUAGAAGGUCAUUCAAUAAUAUGUUUUAUUCGAAAACAUUAUCAUUUGUUGUUGGGUAUGGAGAUUUUGAUUGAAACGGAUAAUAAACCAUUAUCCCAGGCAAUGACAAACCAAUCUCUUCAUCCACAGUUAAGUGCAUGGGCACAGGAACUUUCGUUUUUUCAAAUUGUAUGGAAGUAUAUUCCUAAAAGGGAGAAUGAUAUAGCAGAUAUAUUAAGCCGCGUUGAGAAAAGUAAUGAACCUACCUUAGAACCGAAUGAAGUUGAAUCAUUGUCAUUGAUUCAAGGGGGGGUGAGUAUGUUAGAAAGAGUUGAUGAUGAAGUUGGUUUAGAAGUAGAUGGAAAGAAUGCUAGUGAACUUCAUGGUUAUGAAAGUUUGAAUGUUAUUUUGGAGAGAAAUAUGAAAGAUGAACUAAAUGUUAUGAAUAGUUCAAAUGAUGUGUUUAAAGAAGGAAAGAAUUCAAAGUUUUUGUUGAAUGAAAAUGAAGAGAUGAAAUUAUUGGGUAAUAGAAAUGGGUUUGUUGGGUCAAUAACAGCAAUUGAGUUAAAAGAACAACAACGUAAAUGGGUUGACAAACAUAAACCUAAUAAUUUGGUAAAGAGAAAGAAUAGUGAUUAUUGGGGAAUCAUUGAUAAAGAAGGAAAAUGGAUUCCAUUGUUAACUGAAGAGUUAAUAGAUAGAGAGGCAAGACUUCUACAUAGUUUUGGUCAUUUUAAUUGGAAGAAGAUAGCAGAAAUAAUAAAACAUCGUGCCUAUCAUCCGAAUCUGUUUAAAGUAGUGGAAAUGGCUGUGAAAAAUUGUGAAGUUUGUCAGAAGUGUAAUGUUAAGUGUAAGAAGAUAAUUAAAACUAAUUGGUGUAGCUAUAUGUUACCAAGAGAGAAUUAUUCGGCAGAUAUUAUGGGUCCGCGUGAAGGAAAGUAUAUAAUUCAUAUUAUUGAUGCAGCUACGUCAUUUUGGAUGUGUGCAAUUAUAUCAAAUUGUGAUGGUGAAAGAAUUAUGAUGGAAGUAUUGAAACUAUGUUGGAGAUAUGGGUUUCCAAGUACAUGGAGAACCGAUAAUGCACCAUAUUGGAAUUUAACUUCGAAGAAGUUAAAGGAAUGCAAUUGUGAAGUUCAGACAAGUAAUGCGUAUCAUCAUGAGGGGAAUACGUUGGCAGAGAAUGCAAUUGGGAAUUUGCAACAUAUUAUGAGGAAGUUAUUAACUGAACAAAUCAAAAAUGUUCAAUCAAUUCCGUUACCGUUGGAAGAAAUUGUAGAAUGGUCUGUUAUAUUCCAUAAUGGAGUUGGAAUUGAAGGAGAAAGUCCAAGUGAAUUGUUUUUGGGACAUAAGUUAAGAAUACCUUCAAUCUUUGAGGAGCACUCAUUGAAUGAAGUGGGAACAGAUAUGUCUAGAGAUGUAGAACUUCUUAGAUUGGAAUGUUUAAGUAAGAGAAGUUCUAAGAAUAUGUUAAAUAAGAUAGACCGGGAAAGUAAAUUGUCUUCAAAGAAUGGUAAUAUGGAGAGAGUUACACAAUUGAGUGAAAAUUAUAAAAAUAUGAAUAAUAAUGGUAGUUAUUUGGAUGAAUUGAGUGGUGAGAAAGAAAUUGUUAGAGAGACAGUUGAACGUGGGACAUCGCCAAUGUUGGAGAAUAAUAAAGAUUCAAAUGAAUUCUUUAAAGUAGGAGAUCAAGUCUUGGCUUCAGCUAAUUGGAAGAAGCUUCAAGCUAAAUGGGAAGGUCCUUAUUUGAUUCAGGAGAUUAAUGGAUCAACAGCUAUACUAACUCGACCAUUAAUUAGGGGUAAACGUGGCAGACCACCUAAAACAGUUGUUUCAAGAAAUUUGGUUCAAUUAAAGAAGUUUCAAGAGGGAGACAUGUUUUGA